Messenger RNA from Ctenocephalides felis (cat flea), 437 nucleotides. Its product is annotated as gustatory receptor for bitter taste 66a-like. Gene Ontology annotation, biological process: sensory perception of taste. The record is from RefSeq and is a predicted model, not a curated record. The coding region runs from base 114 to 437 and encodes 107 amino acids. NCBI's taxonomy places the organism in Eukaryota, Metazoa, Arthropoda, Insecta, Siphonaptera, Pulicidae. The transcript has 4 exons. Gene Ontology annotation, cellular component: axon; membrane; dendrite.
UAUUUACAAUAUUGACAAAUACUAAGUUUGUUAACGAUUUGUAUACUAUCGCAUCAGCACUUUGGAUUUUGCCUGCAAUUGUCCCAUUGAUUUUAUUAUGUGCAUCUUGCCACAUGACGGUGAAUGAGGCUAAACAAACAGGACCAUUAGUGCACAAAAUCAAAUCAGAAGCAACUGACGAUAGAUAUAAAGACUUUGUGGAUUUAUUUUCUCUCCAGUUAAUGCAUCAGACCGUAAAAUUUUCACCGUGUGGAUUUUUCGAUGUCGAUUUUACUUUAUUGUUUGCGAUGACAGGAGCAAUUACUACUUAUUUGGUGAUAUUGAUUCAAUUUCAUCUUAGCGCCUAUGAAACACCUGAUGAUCCAAUUACCACGACGCAGAUUACUGACCUUGCUUUAAUAUCAACCACAACCCAAUACAGUAUGCCGGCGACGUAA